Messenger RNA from Lethenteron reissneri (Far Eastern brook lamprey), 1926 nucleotides. Its product is annotated as ras-related protein Rab-8A. Lineage: Eukaryota; Metazoa; Chordata; Hyperoartia; Petromyzontiformes; Petromyzontidae. Gene Ontology annotation, molecular function: GTPase activity; GTP binding. The record is from RefSeq and is a predicted model, not a curated record.
CACCGGAGUGACGUCAUCGCUCGCAGGCGGCAGGAAGCGGCGGUGGUGGUGGCGGCGCGAGAUGCAAGAUGGCGAAGACGUACGACUACCUGUUCAAGCUGCUGCUCAUCGGCGACAGCGGCGUGGGCAAGACCUGCGUGCUCUUCAGGUUCUCCGAGGACGCCUUCAACUCCACAUUCAUCUCCACCAUCGGCAUAGAUUUUAAGAUCAGAACAGUAGACUUGGAUGGAAAGAAAAUCAAACUUCAGAUAUGGGACACAGCAGGUCAAGAGAGGUUUCGGACGAUCACCACAGCUUACUACCGGGGAGCUAUGGGCAUCAUGUUGGUGUAUGACAUUACCAAUGAGAAGUCAUUUGAAAACAUCAAAAACUGGAUCAGAAAUAUUGAAGAGCAUGCAUCAGCAGAUGUGGAGAAGAUGAUUCUAGGGAACAAGUGUGACAUGAAUGAGCGGAGACAGGUGACCAGGGAAAGGGGCGAGAAGCUGGCAAUUGAAUAUGGAAUCAAGUUCAUGGAGACCAGUGCCAAGGCCAGCAUUAAUGUGGAGGAGGCUUUCUUCACACUGGCCAGAGACAUCAAAGCCAAAAUGGACAGAAAGCUGGAAGGAAACAACACCCCUGACAGUAACGCGGUGCGGAUCACGGCUCCAUCCCAGGGCAAAAAGACCAGCUUCUUCAGGUGUGCCCUGCUGUGACAGGGCCCACCCAAUGUAUGAUGACAGCAGCAGCGGCUGGGAAAAUGGACUUUAACUCCAAUGAAGAACGGCUGCAUCAUCCAAACGUCACCUUUAAGCAUCUGCUGUGUUUUUUUAAUUGGGCUGAGCCUUUAUCUGAAAUUUAAAGCAGAGGAUACGAUUAACUACACACAUUAAAACAUGGACCAAAUUGUUAUUUUACUUUAUGCAUAUGAAUCAUUUCAAACAUUUAAAAAGAAAUAUUUCCCACAAAUUGAGUGGUUGAAAUGUAAUUUAAUGUUUAAUAAUUUAACCACUAAUUUUGUCAACAUUUUAGGUCCCCUUUCCCCCCAAAUGAUUAUUUUUGUGUUUGUGUCCACUUGACGUGAUGCACUGGGGUCGUGGGUGAAUCUAAAAUGUAUAACGGCAGGCGAUUGUCGUGUAUCUCUCCCCCAAGUUGGGCAGUCAGGCACAUUGCAUCAUUUCUGAUGUCGCGAGGUGUAUGUUUGAAUUUUGUAAAAGAUAAUUGUAAAGAUUCCCUGGUCUUGCUAAAAAUGCACAUUGAUAUUUUUCUUAUGCUUUCAAGUUGUUAAAUAUGGUAUAUAUCGUAAGUAGUAUUUACAAACUGACAUUCCAUUUAGAUAUUUUAGUGACUAAUGAGUAACCACUUUGCCAUUUCACAUGCCUUCAAAAUAAUUGCGUAGUUUUGUACUGCACGCAUUGCAAAAGCUGAGCACAUCCAAUUAUACAUUGUAAAUGAAUGUUGUGGUAGCCAGGUACAAAACCACUCUAGUGGGAUUAAACCACAUGAAAUGCACCACUCAGUUUUGGAUUCAUCCACUCAAUACACGUUUUAUGAAAAAGAUAGGUGGCAAUUUAAUCCCAAGUGUUGUCUUAGGAAAAGACUGCUGUGUGUACUUGGUUCAGAUUAGGCAGCUUAAUUGUGUAAUGACUUGUCAAGCUGUCAUUCUGAGUCAAGCUAAUGACUGGAUUUGUAAACAUGCUCACUUAAUGUUUGCAAUCGAGCUAUUUAAAUAAUAUUGGCGGUCUGCAACAGAAAAGGAGCACAAUGUCAAUUUACUGAACAUCAAAAUUAAUGUGAAGGGGCUUUUGUUAUUUUGUUUUUAUAUAAAGCACAUGUAAAGCAUCUUUAAUGUAAUAUUAGCACACUUCCUGUUCUGUAAUCUUUGUAGGAUGUUACUAGUAAAGUCUCUUUUUAAAAAAAAGAUGUUAAUAAAGUUAUGCGUAUGAGAAA